Molecule: messenger RNA, 1896 nt
Organism: Chanos chanos (milkfish)
Lineage: Eukaryota; Metazoa; Chordata; Actinopteri; Gonorynchiformes; Chanidae
Gene: znf513b
Product: zinc finger protein 513b
Exons: 4
Coding region: 165-1802 (545 amino acids)
Biological process (GO): regulation of transcription by RNA polymerase II
Cellular component (GO): nucleus
Molecular function (GO): DNA-binding transcription activator activity, RNA polymerase II-specific; RNA polymerase II cis-regulatory region sequence-specific DNA binding
Source: RefSeq, a predicted model, not a curated record
CAGUUUGGCCUGGCGCAUUUGGGUGAGGAACAGCCAUAAUGGCCAAGGUGGCUCCACUGAUCUCGCUGUCUUUGUGUCGUGGAGGAAGAGGAAGAUGACAGUAUAGAGGAAUGAGCUGAUUCCGAGUCCACCAGGAGGAACUACACUCAGAAACAGGCUAGAAAAUGCCUAGAAGAAAACAGUCGAAUCCACAGCCAGUGAAAUUGGAUUCUGAAGAUGCCACCACAGUGGGUAACCCAGAGAGCCUCGUCCUGGAGAGUGACUUUUUCCUGGACCAAGCCCUGGAGUUUGAAGAAAAUGAUUACAAGAUCAUCGACUUUGAAAGAGACUCAGACUCAGUAGCUGCUGACAUGGGAAUUCCAGCGUACAGUCUGAGUGAUGAAGACUGCUCCAGUUACAACCGCCUCAGCAUGGAGAGCGAUUUUGAAGACCCACGAGACACAGAGAGCGAACGUGAAGAGAUUGCCACAGACCCUGCCUUUGAAACCUACCUCUCCUGCAGACAGUGUGGGCAGCUUUUGGGAGACCCUUUGGGAGGGGCUCUGGAUCUAGGGGGUCUUUGCUGCCUCAGAUGUGGUGAUGGUGGGGAUGAGGGCGGAGGUUUGGAUAGGGAAGAUGUUCAAGGGGAGGAGUCGGAACCCACCGUCAAUAACUCGCCCGCCAAAAGAUACCGGGGUAGAACCACGGCCAAUCCCAGCCCGGGCAAAACCUACUCCUGCAAGCUAUGCAGCUUCUCCUCCCGUUACUCCAACCACCUGAAGCGCCACAUGAAGACACAUAACGGCGAGAAGCCAUACCGGUGCCAGCACUGCUCUUAUGCCUCAGCGCAGCUGGUCAACCUCCAGAGACACGUUCGAACCCACACUGGGGAGAAGCCAUACAAAUGCGAAUACUGCGCCUUUGCCUGCAACUCACUUGGCAACCUAAAGAGGCAUCAGCGCAUGCACACUCAGGAGAAGACCAGCAAAUGCAGCCAUUGUGACUACCGCUCAAGCAGCAGCGUCACACUAAAGAGACACAUGAUGGGCCACGAAAAGGACAAGCACGCAGUCAUGACUGAAGAGAGUGUGGUGUCAGAUUUGACAUUGCGUAUCAGCAGCGGUCCUGACCAACAUCCCACCAACAUGCUGGACACAGAGGGCAUGGUCAGAGAUCUGGACCCUCUGCCCGAACUGCUCUUCCCCUUCACCUGCCGCAUGUGUGGCCUGGUCCUGGAGGACGAAGUGGGAUCGGGCGGUCAGGUGUGUAGGAAGUGCACAAUGGACCUGCUCUCCAAAAGUUCCCCAGCCAGUCCAGAGAAAGAAGGAGACAAGCUGUAUUGCUGCACUGAAUGCACCUUCAUCACACAGUACCCAAACCACCUGGCGCGCCACAUGAAGACCCACAGCGGCGAGAAACCCUACAAGUGCCCGGAGUGCGACUACGCCUCCGCCCACUUCGACAACCUCAAACGACACCACAGGGUUCACACAGGUGAGAAGCCUUACAAAUGCCAUCUUUGUGACUACGCGUGCGGUAACCUCGCCAACCUUAAGCGACACGAACGCAUCCACUCGGGCGCCAAGCCCUUCCAGUGCUCCGUGUGCAGCUACAGCUGUAACCAGAGCAUGAACCUGAAACGCCACAUGUUACGGCACACGGGUGAAAAACCCUUUAAGUGCCAGGAGUGUGCCUACACCACGGGACACUGGGACAACUACAAACGCCACCAGAAGAAACACGGCCACUCGACAGAGGGGUGGAUCAAAAUGCAGCUGCCAGAGAAAGAGAACGAGAAUGAGGAAGAGGAGGUGGAAAUGUAAUUGAAAGGACAAUAAAACGUUUUGUCGUCUUUGCCCCCGUCUCUCUCAAUCAUUAGCUCUGUUCACCUAGAGAGGAGGUCGUAAGGCCUGGGCC